AUGAGGAAGGCGCCCGCGGCGGCCGCCAAGCCCAAGCCGAGGGCGAGGGGGAAGGCCAAGCCCAAGCCCAAGCCCAGCCCUGACUCCCUCUCCGCCGCCUCCUCGCCUUCCAGCGCCAGCGCCGGGUCUCCCUCUCCCGUCGCGCUCGGCCGCGGCCUCCCCUCCGCCUCCAAGCCCAAGCCCAGGGCGAGCGCGAGGGUGAGGGCCAAGCCCAAGGGGAAGGCCAGCCCCGACUCCCUCUCCGGCGCCUCCUCGCCGUCCGACGCCAGCGCCGGGUCCCCCUCCCCCUCUCCCGUCGCAGUCGGCCGCGGCGGCUUCCUCUCGCCCGCCUCGCUGGCGACGCCCAAGGCCAGAUCCCCCCUCACCGCGGCGGCCACGUCCACGCCGGCCUCCGUGUCCUCCGUCGGCGACCUCAGGAGCCUCGCCGCCUCCAGCCUCGCCGCGCUCAAGCGCCGCCUCGACGCGCUCCACGCCGACAACGCCCGUGACCUCGAGGCCUCCCACUCGCGGAUCUCCAAGCGCAUCAAGAUGCAGACGCAGAGCUGCGUGCAGAUGUCGGAGGAGGUGGACAAGGAGCAUAAGAAGAUGCUCGACAAGUACUCCCAGCAGGCCGAGGAGAUGAAGGCAUCGUACAAGAAGUUGAUGACAGAUGUGCAGUCGUCUUCGGCUCGUGUGUGCAAGGUGACCUUACCUGAGAUGGGAAAGUCCGUGGCCAGAGCUAUCGAUGGCUUGCGCACUCGCUACAACAUCCCAGCUACAACAGCUUAG
Triticum turgidum subsp. durum (durum wheat) is the source of this 768-nucleotide messenger RNA. Lineage: Eukaryota; Viridiplantae; Streptophyta; Magnoliopsida; Poales; Poaceae. The record is from the annotation of a GenBank genome assembly.